UACGGUGGCGUCCCUCGGAGCCGCGCGGCAGCUGCAGAGGUGAUCUGAAGCAUGGAGAAGAUACCUGGCCUGGGCCUGGGCAUCUGGAAGCUCUGGUGCACCUGCCAUAAGAAGUCUCUGGUGAAAGUGGCCUGCACCAGGAGUCUGAAGGCCUUGAAGCUGGAGUACUUGGACCUCUACCUCAUACACUGGCCCAUGGGCUUCAAGUUCUCACAAUCUGGAGAGAUAGACUUGCCCGUGGACCACAGUGGCAUGAUCAUCCCCAGCGACAGGACUUCCUGGACCCGUGGGAGAUCACCAGUGGGGCCGGCCCAGCCCAGAGGCCGCGUGGCUUUUUCUCCCCCUUCGGCCAUGGAGGACCUGGUGACCCCAGGCCUGGUGAGAGCCAUCGGGGUGUCAAACUUCAACCACGAGCAGCUCGAGAGACUUCUGAAUAAACCCAGCUCGAGGUUCAAGCCAGUGACCAACCAGAUCGACUGCCACCCAUACCUGACUCAGAAGAACCUGAUCAGUUUUUGCCAAUGGAGAAAUGUGUCCAUGACUGCUUACCGGCCCCUCGGGAGCUCCAGUGAAGGGGAUGCACCUGAUGGAAGACCCUGUGAUCCAGAUGAUCUCUCAGAAGCACAAGAAGUCUGCAGCUCAGAGGAGAAAAGUGAGACUCAAAGUUUAAGGACCGGUCCUUUGUCAUACAACUACAUACUCUAAAGACAAGAUGGACAGCAAACUUUCUGACUUCCAGUCUAGAGACUUGUCCACUAGCCUCUCUUAUGUCCAAGCACUUAAAUUAUGUUUCAAUCAAAAUACGGUAACAAAGACCAAGAACUGAGACCUUGCCCUAUAAGAUUGUGGCUUAUUCCUACAAAUGAUAUUAUAUUUUCUAUUCAAGAUAAGUUUCCAAGCAGUAACAACAGUACAAGGCAAAACACAGGUGGAGUAUUUCUCACCCGGCAUUCAGCAGGCUACCCCAUAGAUGCCCAGCAAUUCUCUCCUAUCAUUUUCCCAGCACCUCAUCUUCAGGACCUUUUACAUCAACUAUUUCUCUGGGUUAUGUCUUCCUGGAAGGAGGAAAGGAAUCUUGAAUUGAUGAAAUAUACAGAGAAACACUCCCAUUACAAACAAUCUCUAAGCAAGGCAACUGACAGUGUCCUUGACAGCUGAGUCUUACCUCUUCUGCCAAGCUGGGAAAGAGAUGCAAACUGGAGGGAAACCCAGAAUAAUCGGUAGGUGACUGUAUGAUCAGCCCUGAUGUGGAGUGAAGACUGAAUACUUUCUCCCCUUUCAUAGAGGAUGGUUCUAGCCUGGUUAGUAGAACAAAAUGGGCCUCCCAGAGUCACACAGGAACUCAAUGACUUGACAACCCACAUUGGUUUCCACUCAUAUUAAGUCUAUUUUCUUUUGAAUCCUCAACCCCAAACUACUAUUGUUACCUCCUCAGGUGCAUAGGUGUCAAAUUCCAUACAGGAAUGACAUGACCAUCAUUAAGUUCCAAACACUGGCAUUUGGACCCAUUACCAGUUGCUCCUCUGACUAAGCAGACACUGAUUUUUUCUUCUGCCC
Molecule: messenger RNA, 1557 nt
Organism: Physeter macrocephalus (sperm whale)
Lineage: Eukaryota; Metazoa; Chordata; Mammalia; Artiodactyla; Physeteridae
Gene: AKR1E2
Product: aldo-keto reductase family 1 member E2
Exons: 7
Coding region: 52-705 (217 amino acids)
Cellular component (GO): cytosol
Molecular function (GO): aldose reductase (NADPH) activity
Source: RefSeq, a predicted model, not a curated record